GAUGGAUGGAUCGGAGAAGCUGGUUAGAUGUUUCCUCUCCUCACAGGGCCGCCAGCUACUCAUGUUCUGUCUAUCUAUUAUUAUUAAUUUAUUAUUAUCCAUCCCCUCCCGCCGACCUCAUUCCCAGUUUUCUUCUGCUGCAUUACUUACAUAUAUAUAUACAUGGAAACAUAUUAGCCCCUCCAUUCCAUCAUUGAAAUCAAUCAAUCAAUCUUAGCUUGAUGCUGUACUGGCCUUGAGGCUUGAACACAACAACAAACUAUCUACUUCCUUUAAUUUACAUUUGCAGAUUUACUCCCAUUGUCUUCCAAUAACUAGCAACACUUAUUUUCAUUUCAGUUUUGCUUCUCCAUCGUGUUUUUGAUUUGAUUUGUUUCAACUUGCAAUGCGGAUUCCUUCGCACUCGCAUCUCUCCCCUCUCUCUAUGGAUGCUACCUAAAUCCAACUUCUUCUUCUUCUUCUACAUGCACUGCAAUUAGCUAGCUAGCAUAGCCAUUCACAUUUCACUGUGAACAACAACUUACACCAUACCCUAAACCCUAAUAAUGGAAGAGACCUUUGUUCCCUUUCGUGGAGUCAAAAAUGACCUCAAAGGGAGGCUACUCUGCUAUAAACAAGACUGGACUGGUGGCUUAAGGGCUGGCUUCAGGAUUUUAGCCCCCACCACAUACAUAUUUUUUGCUUCUGCGAUCCCAGUUAUCUCCUUUGGUGAGCAGCUGGAAAGAAAUACUGAUGGGCUAAUCACAGCAGUUCAAACCUUAGCUUCCACUGCACUUUGUGGAAUUAUACAUUCUAUCAUUGGGGGCCAGCCACUACUAAUUCUUGGGGUAGCGGAACCAACUGUGCUCAUGUAUACAUUCAUGUACAACUUCGCUAAAGAUAGACCUGAUCUGGGGGGCUCAAAACUAUUUCUAGCGUGGACUGCCUGGGUCUGUGUUUGGAGUGCAAUCUUGCUGUUCCUUUUGGCUAUCCUAGGAGCUUGUUCCAUUAUUAAUAGGUUUACUCGUCUUGCUGGAGAGUUAUUUGGCCUACUAAUUGCAAUGCUUUUCAUGCAACAGGCAAUUAAAGGACUUGUUGAUGAGUUCCGCUUACCAGAACGAGAAAACCCAAAUUUAACCAAGUACCAGCCUUCAUGGAGGUUUGCCAAUGGUAUGUUUGCUUUGGUUCUUUCUUUUGGUCUUCUGCUCACUGCACUAAGGAGCCGAAAAGCAAGAUCUUGGCGAUAUGGAUCAGGUAGUCUUCGAGGAUUAAUUGCGGAUUAUGGUGUUCCAUUGAUGGUUCUCAUAUGGACAGCUGUCUCUUACAUACCCAGUCAAAGUGUUCCAAACGGAGUUCCAAGGCGGCUCUUCAGCCCAAAUCCAUGGUCAUUAGGUGCAUAUGAGAAUUGGACAGUCAUGAAGGAUAUGCUAAAUGUCCCGGUUCUUUACAUAGUUGGGGCUUUUAUUCCAGCAACUAUGGUAGCGGUGCUCUAUUACUUUGAUCACAGCGUGGCAUCACAACUUGCUCAGCAAAGUGAAUUCAACCUGAGGAAGCCAGCUUCCUAUCAUUAUGAUUUACUUCUGUUGGGUUUCAUGGUCUUGAUUUGUGGUCUCCUUGGGAUUCCGCCAUCAAAUGGUGUCAUCCCACAGUCGCCAAUGCAUACUAAAAGUUUGGCUACACUGAAGCACCAGUUGCUGCGUAAUCGACUUGUUGCAACAGCACGGAAAUGUAUGAACGAGAAUGGGAGCUUAGCACAAGUGUAUGAUCGUAUGCAAGAAGCUUAUCAACACAUGCAAACUCCACUGAAUUACCAACAACCAUCAGCUCAGGGCUUAAAAGAGCUCAAAGAUCCAACCCUCCAACCACCGUCGAACAAUGGGAAUGGGAAUACUAACGCACCAUUAGAUGAGACAGUUUUCGAUGUCGAGAAGAAUAUCGAUGAUUUAUUGCCAGUAGAAGUAAAAGAGCAACGGCUGAGUAACUUGCUGCAGUCAACAAUGGUGGGAGGAUGUGUUGCUGCCAUGCCACUUAUCAAAAUGAUUCCAACCUCAGUACUUUGGGGCUAUUUUGCAUUCAUGGCAAUUGAAAGCUUGCCAGGAAACCAAUUCUGGGAGCGGAUCUUACUACUUUGCACAGCCCCAAGCAGAAGAUACAAAGUUCUGGAGGACUAUCAUGCGACGUUCGUGGAAUCCGUGCCUUUCAAGACAAUUGCUCUUUUUACUAUUUUCCAAACUGCUUACUUACUUGUUUGCUUUGGGAUCACAUGGAUCCCCAUUGCUGGGGUUUUGUUUCCACUAAUGAUCAUGCUCCUUGUUCCUGUAAGACAAUUCCUGUUGCCCAAGUUUUUCAAAGGGGCACAUCUUCAAGAAUUAGAUGCUUCAGAAUAUGAAGAGUUGCCAGCGCUACCACUCAGCAUGACUAGAUCAGAAAGCCGGAUGUUCUCAAGAUCAGUGUCAUUUGCAGAUGAUAAGAUAGUUUCAAGAUCAGGCUCGUUUGCAGAUGAUAGGAUAUAUUCAAGAUCAGGUUCGUUUGCAGAUAAUAAGGAGAUUAUGGAUGGAAUGGUGACAAGAAGUAGGGGUGAGCUUCGACGUUUGUGCAGCAGCUGCAAUGGCACACCGGGCAGGGAUUCUGCUAGUCCAAGAGGAGGAGUCUCAGAAAAAGAAAAGAUACACAUAAACAGCCCUCGUGUGAGCGAACUAAGAGGGGAACACAGUCCUCGUUUAGGAGGAAAAGGACCAUUUAGUCCCAGGUCAGGUGAAGCAAGACGCUCAAACUUGGGAAAAAACGACCACCCCCAUUGUGAUAAAGAUGUUGAACAACCCUAAUCUAGAGUGGAACACCGAACACCAAUAUAUGCGGGUAGGUCAGGUCCGGCAUCUAUAAAAAUUAUUCCUUCAUUUUUAUUUUACCCAUGAAAAACACGAUUAAUCAUUCAAUUGUCUGAAUUAUUCUGGCAAACACUCAACUUGUAUUUUCUUCGUAUAUUACAUUCUCUUUAAUCAUUCAAUUAUUCUGUGGCUAA
Messenger RNA from Ipomoea triloba (trilobed morning glory), 3001 nucleotides. Its product is annotated as boron transporter 1-like. NCBI's taxonomy places the organism in Eukaryota, Viridiplantae, Streptophyta, Magnoliopsida, Solanales, Convolvulaceae. The record is from RefSeq and is a predicted model, not a curated record. The transcript has 12 exons. Gene Ontology annotation, molecular function: solute:inorganic anion antiporter activity. Gene Ontology annotation, biological process: monoatomic anion transport; transmembrane transport; monoatomic ion homeostasis. Gene Ontology annotation, cellular component: plasma membrane. Bases 546 to 2804 code for a protein of 752 amino acids.